AAAAAGGGUUAAAGCAGACAUCGUCAAAAUUGAUUUUCGUCGGAUCAAAAUCUUUACCUCAAAACUGGAUUAUAAUAAAUCCGUUGAUAUUGGAACGCAGCAGGAAAACAAUUCUGGGGUAACCAACAAAAUGGUCAAACGCACCGACGGCACAGAAUCUCCCAUACUGGCUGAAGACGGUGGCGAUGGUCACGAUAAACCCCGUUUACGAUAUGGAGAAUUAGUUAUACUUGGCUACAAUGGCUACUUGCCACAGGGUGAUCGCGGUCGUCGACGCUCCAAAUUUGUGCUGCACAAGCGAACGGAGGCGAGUGGCGUCAAGCGAUCCAAGCAUUAUAUCGUACAAUCACCACAGACAUCCAAGGCCAUAUUGGAUGCCAAUCAGCAUUCGAUAUCGUACACACUCUCUCGCAAUCAGGCCGUCAUUGUCGAGUACAAGGAGGACACGGAAACAGAUAUGUUUCAGGUGGGACGCUCCUCAGAGUCGCCCAUUGAUUUUGUGGUAAUGGACACGCUGCCCGGUGAUAAGAAGGACGCUAAGGUAAUGCAGAGCACGAUUUCGCGUUUCGCCUGCCGCAUUUUGGUCAACAGAUGUGAACCCGCCAAGGCGAAAAUCUUUGCCGCCGGCUUCGAUUCAAGCAGAAAUAUAUUUUUGGGCGAAAAGGCCACCAAGUGGCAGGAUAAUGUGGAAAUCGAUGGCUUGACCACAAAUGGAGUUUUAAUAAUGCAUCCCAAGGGAUCCUUCUGUGGUGGCAAUGCCAAGUGUGGACUCUGGCGGGAAUGCUCCGUCGGCGGCGAUGUCUUCAGUCUGCGUGAAUCGCGCUCGGCACAACAAAAGGGUCAACCCAUCUACGAUGAAUGCAACAUCUUGCAGGACGGCACACUCAUUGAUCUCUGUGGCGCAACAUUGCUGUGGCGUUCCGCUGAGGGCUUGCAACAUUCACCGACCAAACACGAUUUGGAGAAACUUAUUGAUGCCAUUAACGCUGGUCGUCCACAAUGCCCGGUGGGCCUAAACACAUUGGUAAUACCACGGAAAGUGACUAUGAACGAUCAGGUGAAUCAGCCUUAUGUGUACUUAAAUUGCGGCCAUGUGCAGGGACAUCAUGACUGGGGUCAGGAUGAGAAUACUGGAGCACGGCGUUGUCCCAUGUGCCUAGAACUGGGUCCCGUUGUCACCCUGUGCAUGGGCCUGGAACCGGCCUUCUAUGUGGACGUGGGUGCACCCACGUUCGCAUUCAAUCCAUGUGGUCACAUGGCGACUGAGAAAACUGUCAAGUACUGGGCAAAUGUGGAAAUACCGCACGGAACCAAUGGCUUUCAGGCCGUUUGUCCAUUCUGUGCGACGCCUUUGGAUGGCGCGACUGGCUACAUUAAAUUAAUAUUUCAAGAUAAUUUAGAUUAAACCACAAACAAAACAAAAAAAAAAUAACAAAAAAGAGAAAACUAUGUAUAUGUAUUGAUAUGUGCAUGUGCAUGUUUAUGUACAAGUGCGCAUCUAUCUAGUAGAUAUGUAUUUGUAGUAAUUAAACAAAAACAAACAAAACAAAAAAUGUCAAAGUUUGAAGCAGGCAUUAAAACUAGGCUUUAUUUAUUAUAAUUAAUUAAUUGAAUUAGUAUACACAUGUAUGUACUACAAAUGAAAUAUACAAGAGAAACAAUUAUAAUUUAAUAAUUCAAUUAAAUAUGCGUAUGUAUUUUGUAAAAGUUAAUUGCUGUAAUUGUAAUUGCCUUUGCCGCAUUACAAAUGUCUAAUCAUUAUCUAAACGCAAUCAUUUACAAUAUUAAAUUACUUGCAAUCAACAGAUUUGAAAACUUGCAUGUUUAUUAUACACAUACAUAAAUAAUUUGAUGUUAUUUUUUUGUUUCCUAUAUUUUUGUCUGUUGUAUAAAAAUCAUUUCCAACGAGCAACAAAAACGAAGCAAACAUGAAAACUGCAUAAUAAUUAUAUUUCGAUCGAUCCGAUGAGCAUAGAAAAAGCGCAGCUAUAUAAUUAAUUAAAUUCAAUUAAUUGCAGUUAUUUAAGCUGCCAGCUGCCUUAACUGUGUAUAUGUAAUUCUGUAAAAAUAUAAGAUUGAAUGAUACCUAAUUUUAAUAUUAAUCAAAUCGCAUCUGCAACAAUAUCAAUACUGUUUUAAUUUAAAUGAAAAACAAACCAACACUAACGUAUUUCUCACCAAAUCUAGAGCUUACAUAUUAACAAAAAAAAAAACAAAACGAUCAUAUUUAAAUUAACAAAAAUUGAAAAGAAAAUUCUUAUAAAAUAAAUAUGUACAGUUUAAAACUUUGGUAAAUUUUUAUGAAUUAACGAAUGUUUUUAAAAGCAUUUAAACAAAAUUACAAACAAUAUGUGGAUAUAUCCACUGCUAAUUGUUUCAGCCUUUAGGACAUACAUACAUAUAUACAGAUGUAUGUAUGUAUGCAUUCAAUUUCUGCCUGUACGCAUUAUGCAUUAUUAUUAUUAUGUUAGUUACUAUUAUUACAUUACAUCAUAACAUUAUUUGUAUUAUUAUUAUUUUGUAUGAAAACACACACUAUGUGUUCAUAAAACGUUGCGACGCGAUAUGUUAACAAUUACGAACAUUGCAAACAAACAAAACAAAAGUAAAUAAACAUAAAUUGUAAAAUAAAAAUCUUUAGCGAUACACAUACGAAUAUACAUACACGCGAGUAUAUUUUGAUUAAAAGCGCGCAUUGCAUAAAAACCGCCAUUAAUUCUA
This is a messenger RNA of Drosophila innubila, 2721 nucleotides long. It is a transcript of the gene Pli, whose product is annotated as protein pellino. NCBI's taxonomy places the organism in Eukaryota, Metazoa, Arthropoda, Insecta, Diptera, Drosophilidae. The record is from RefSeq and is a predicted model, not a curated record. The transcript is spliced from 9 exons. The coding region runs from base 131 to 1405 and encodes 424 amino acids. Gene Ontology annotation, biological process: regulation of Toll signaling pathway; protein polyubiquitination. Gene Ontology annotation, molecular function: ubiquitin protein ligase activity; protein binding.